Messenger RNA from Pteropus alecto (black flying fox), 924 nucleotides. RefSeq names its product olfactory receptor 148-like. NCBI's taxonomy places the organism in Eukaryota, Metazoa, Chordata, Mammalia, Chiroptera, Pteropodidae. Gene Ontology annotation, biological process: G protein-coupled receptor signaling pathway. Gene Ontology annotation, cellular component: membrane. Gene Ontology annotation, molecular function: G protein-coupled receptor activity; olfactory receptor activity. The record is from RefSeq and is a predicted model, not a curated record.
AUGACGAAUCACACAGAGCUGAAUGAGUUUAUUCUACUGGGAAUACCUCAGACACAGGGACUGGAGACUGUACUCUUUGUCACUUUUUCAUUCAUUUACCUCUUUACCCUGCUUGGCAAUUUACUCAUCUUUACAGCAAUUGUUUCUUCCUCUAGUCUUCGUACUCCCAUGUAUAUUUUCUUGGGACUCCUAUCUAUUUUUGACAUGUUGUUCCCAUCUAUAACCUGUCCCAAGAUGUUCUAUCUCUCUGGCCAGAGCCAUGCCAUUUCUUACAAGGGGUGUGCUGCGCAGCUCUUCUUCUAUCAUUUCUUAGGUUCUACAGAAGGCUGCUUCUACUCUGUGAUGGCUUUCGAUUGCUUUGUUGCUAUCUGUCACCCACUGAGGUACAUGCUCAUCAUCAGACCUAAAGUCUGUGUCACUUUGGUCAUGGCAGCCUGGUUGGUAGGUUGUCUUCAAGCCACCAUCCUGACUUCCUUCACCUUUCAGUUAACCUACUGUGGCAACAAUCAGGUGAACUACUUCUUCUGCGACCUCUUACCCCUGGCUUGUGCUGACAGCUCCCUGGCCCAGAAAGUGAGUUCCAUAAAUGUUGGCUUUCUGGCUUUAAUUCUUUUGUUCAGUGUUUGUGUCUCUUACACAUGCAUUGGGAUUGCCAUUUUGAGAAUCCGUUCAGCAGAGGGCAGGCAGAAAGCUUUCUCUACAUGCAGUGCCCACCUCAUUGCAAUCCUCUGUGCCUAUGGACCCGUAAUCAUGAUCUAUGUGCAAUCCACACCCAACCCCUUGCUUGGUGCUGUGGUGCAAAUAUUAAAUAAUAUCAUCUCACCCAUGCUGAACUCAUUAAUCUAUUCUUUAAGAAACAGAGAAGUGAAACAAUCCCUGAAAAGAGUGUUCCACAGUGUAGUACUCUUCCGAACUAAAUUAUGA